GGAUUCCCUGUAACGCGGCAAUCCUGACGAAAGAAAAGAUAUCUCAGAAAUUUUUGAGAAGAGCAAAUAACAAAUAGCUGUAUCUUCAUAAGCAUAAGUUAAGAGAUUAGGUCACAAUCACAAACCUUUCUUGGGUUUUUCUCCUACCUCUUGCUUCUCCCCUCUCCCAAGAAGCUAACCCUAGCAAACCCAGAUAAUCAAAAAUUUCAACAGACUCGGACAUUGGGAUUGAGUCUCUCUAGUUUCAGGUUGGGUUCUUUCUGGUGUAAUCUUGUGAGAGUUUUUGUUGUGGGAGAAAGAGAAAAUCAAAUGCCGGACGAAGAAUUGGUAGAACUUAAAUUCCGGUUAUAUGACGGUUCAGAUGUUGGCCCCUUUCAGUACUCUCCUACUGCAACAGUCUCAAUGCUCAAGGAGAGAAUUGUCUCCGAGUGGCCUAAAGACAAGAAGAUUGUUCCAAAAUCAGCUAGUGACAUCAAGUUGAUAAAUGCUGGCAAGAUUUUGGAGAAUGGUAAAACUGUUGCACAGUGUAAAGCUCCAUUUGAUGACCUCCCUAAAUCCGUCAUCACAAUGCAUGUUGUCGUGCAACCGUCUCCAACAAAAGCAAGACCAGAGAAAAAAAUCGAUGAGGAAACCCCACAGAGAAGCUGUUGCUCAUGUACCAUAAUGUGAGAAGAACAAGUCCCAAAACAACAAAUAUGAAAGCGUUAAGUUUUGCUUCUCUAUGGUUUAUGCUAGAAGACCUUAAAAACUUAAAAACUUAAAACUACCAUUUCUGCGCUUCAUAUUCUAUAUAUUCAUCCUCUCAAGUUCAAACAAAGCUUCAUCAAUGGGAUUAUAAAGCUGGUUUAUUAGAGUUGUUUAUCUUCUGAUGAUGAAAAACUCUUGUUUGGAGCAUCCGUUAUAAAGAUAAAGAGUUUUGUCUUUC
Capsella rubella is the source of this 925-nucleotide messenger RNA. RefSeq names its product membrane-anchored ubiquitin-fold protein 4. Bases 310 to 669 code for a protein of 119 amino acids. Gene Ontology annotation, molecular function: protein binding. The record is from RefSeq and is a predicted model, not a curated record. The transcript is spliced from 4 exons. Lineage: Eukaryota; Viridiplantae; Streptophyta; Magnoliopsida; Brassicales; Brassicaceae.